Drosophila sulfurigaster albostrigata is the source of this 1866-nucleotide messenger RNA. RefSeq names its product protein 5NUC-like. Lineage: Eukaryota; Metazoa; Arthropoda; Insecta; Diptera; Drosophilidae. The transcript has 6 exons. Gene Ontology annotation, cellular component: plasma membrane. Gene Ontology annotation, biological process: AMP catabolic process. The record is from RefSeq and is a predicted model, not a curated record. Gene Ontology annotation, molecular function: nucleotide binding; metal ion binding; hydrolase activity, acting on ester bonds. Bases 132 to 1844 code for a protein of 570 amino acids.
CACACAUCCAGUACACGUAAUUUUUUUUUGUCAUAUUUUUCUAUUGCUGUCGUAACCUGUUAACUUAUUUUAAUUUCGCCAUUUGCUUUAAAAAGGCGCGAAAUAUUAAUAGUUAGCAGUGUCUUACAAAAAUGCUGUGCAGUUUUGUAUUAUGUUUGAUCUUUCUCGACCAAGGCAGUGGUUUCAAGUUCAGCAUACUGCACAACAAUGAUAUGCAUGCUCGCUAUGAUCCGAUGAAGGGAAGCAGUGAGAAAUGCCCCAAGGGUGAUGAUGAAAAGGGUCUAUGCUUUGGAGGUUUCGCUCGAGUGGGCACGGUUGUUGAAAAAGCUCGUGCUGCGGGUCCGACGCUCUAUCUAAAUGCUGGUGAUACAUAUCAGGGCACGCCUUGGUAUACAUUCUAUAAGGGCGAGUUUGCUGCUGAGAUGAUGAAUAUGCUGAAUCCAGAUGCAAUGUCGCUGGGUAAUCACGAGUUUGAUGACAAUGUCGAUGGACUGUUGCCGUUUCUGAAUCUCGUUAAAUUUCCCAUAGUCUGCUGCAAUUUGGACUUGCGAAAAGUACCCUCAAUGCAAAACAUUAAGAGUCUGACUAAAUCCAUAGUCAUCCGGAAAUUGGAGAAAGCCAUUGGCAUCAUAGGCUAUUUGACGCCCGAAACGAAAAAUCUGGUAACAGCCAACGAUUGGUUUCCAAAGAUAAUUUUUCUUAUGUCAAGUUCGGAAGCGAAAAAACUUGUCGAGCAGGGAGUUAAUAUUAUCAUAGCACUUGGACAUUCAGGCUAUAAUAGGGAUCAGGAAAUCGCCAAGAAAUGUCCUGAAGUCGACCUUGUCAUUGGAGGACAUUCGCACACGUUCCUCUACAGCGGAGCGCCGCCUGCGAAGGAUAUGCCCGAGGGCAACUAUCCGACUAUUGUGAUCAACUCAGAUGGUCGAAAAGUGCCAGUCUUGCAAGCUUAUGCAUACUCCAAAUACUUGGGUGAGAUUCAUCUGGAGUUCGACAACGGAGGCAACCUUAUCAACUUUAAGGGCAAACCAAUGUUGUUGGACUCAUCGGUGCUCCUCGAUAGCAGUAUCAAGGCUGUAUUGGACGCAAAGAGGAAAAAAAUAGAUGAGCUUGAUGAACAGAUCGUUGGCAUAUCGAAAGUCUUUCUUAACGGCUCCUCGUGCCGAAAGGCAGAAUGCAACUUUGGCAAUUUAAUUACCGACGCUAUGGUCUAUGGUCGUAUUGCUGAAGAUCAGGGUGGACUUUAUUUCACGGAUGCAGCAUUAGCGUUCUGCAAUGGCGGAGGAAUACGUGCAUCCAUUGAUCCGGGACUAGAAUCAAUCGUAACCGGAGCCGAUGUCGCAACCGUGCUGCCCUUUGGGAACACUCUGUCGGUGACCCGUAUCAAGGGUAUGAAUAUCAUCAAAUCGCUGGAGCACUCGGCAUCGUUGCGUAACAUAGACUGGUCUGGGGGAUUUCUGCAGGUCUCUGGCUUGAAGAUCAUCAUUAACUACAAUCGACCCAAGGGAAAACGUGUCACAUCGUGCCAAGUGCUCUGCGCCGAUUGUCAAUAUCCACAGUACCGGCCAUUGGAUAAGCACAAGUAUUAUGGAGUGAUUGUGCCCACCUUUAUAUUGAACGGCGGAGAUGGUCAUAAGUAUUUCAAGGAUCCCAAUGAGCAUAUCAGUGUUAUGCAAAUGAUUGAUCGUGACAACUUGGUAAAAUACUUUCAAGAGCAUAAAGUGAUUUAUCCUUUUCUGGAGGAGCGCAUCAAAAUUGUGGAAAGGCAUCGCAAAUCAUGUGCUUCAUCACUACGUUCGAUAACUUUGUACAUUUUCACAGUUUUGAAAAUACUUUUAACAAAUUAAGAUAAAUAAAGAUGCGCAAAGA